CCUCUAUUCUGGCUAAAGGAUACUGCGCUUCUAUGCAAGCUGCCUACUCAGCUCUCUCGGCCCCCCAGAAAAUCGGAGCUGCGGACUUGUCUGUGGGGGUAAUGCCAUAGAAAGAAUAUAAUAGGGGAGCGCACCAUGACACCGUUUCUGUUUAACAAACCUGAGAGGAGUUAUUUUAAAGCUUUGAUCAUACCAAGAAAAUGGGUGACCUCCAGCAAUCAUCGGGGAGCAUUGUCUCCAAGGCAUAUGUCGUCGAGUCCGAGGGAGCGCCGUUUGUCCUAAAAGAUGUUGUCCUGGACCAGGUGCAACCCGACGAGGUUCUCGUGGAAUUAAAGUACACAGGGAUCUGUCAUACUGUUAGUUAGCCGCUUGUUACUCCCAGUCAGAGGAACCCUCACGACAGGGACGCCUCAUUUGUUGUCGAUAAAGUACUUAUGUUUUUUUUUUUUUGAUUUUUACGGUCUAUUAGGACAUUGUCGUCCAAAAUGGCGGAAUGCCCAUUGGGAGCUACCCAGCCGUCCUUGGACACGAGGGCGUAGGCAUCGUGCGACAGGUUGGAUCUCAGGCUCAGGACAAGUCGCUGAAGGAAGGAGAUACAGUUCUACUAGGUUUCCGUACCUGUCGAAAAUGUCCAUCGUGCCUGGAGGGUCGAUGUGGUGCGUGUCCCCGUAUGACAGAAUACAACUUUAUGAGUGCCCGUCUCGGAGAGGGCGCGAAACCCAUCUAUUCCUUGACCGAUGGCACUCCGGUUCAUGGCCAGUUUUUCGGUCAAUCAUCUCUGAGCAAGAUGGCCAUUGUUGCAGAACAGUCUGUGGUGAAAUGCGACGUCGAUGCCGACUCCCUUCAGUAUCUACCUCCGCUUGGCUGCGGGUACCUCACCGGUGCGGGAACCAUCUUCAACGUGCUCCAGCCCAAACCAACCUCAACCGUGGCCAUCCUGGGGAUGGGUGCUGUUGGCGUGGCAGCAUUGCUCGCCGCGAAGGCAAUGGGUGUUCGCCAGAUCAUCGCAGUGGAUAUCGUGGACUCGAAGCUGGACCUGGCUGUCUCCUUGGGGGCAACCCACACGAUCAACACGAAGCAGGUUCCUGAUCUCUGCACCGGCAUCCGAAACCUGCUGCCCGAUGGUGUGGACCAGAUCGUGGACACGACCGGCGUUUCGCCCCUGCUGCAGGCAUCGAUGAAGGCCCUCGGCCAUGAAGGUGUGCUCGCCUUGGUCGGAGUUCCCCGACCUGGAGACUCAAUCCAGGUUGAUGCCCUAGACUUGCUUGUUUCCUGCAAACGGGUCGUUGGUGUGAUUGAAGGUUUUGCGGACCCCAAAGAGCUGAUCCCCCGACUCGUCAAACUAUACCGUGAAGGAAAUUUCGCCAUCGAUCGCAUCUCAACGGUCUACGCGGCUGAACGCCUGGAUGAAGCGAUGGAGGACCUUAAAGCUGGAAGGGUGAUCAAGCCGGUGUUGUCAUGGGAUGGCAUUUGA
This is a messenger RNA of Coccidioides immitis RS, 1474 nucleotides long. RefSeq names its product alcohol dehydrogenase. The transcript is spliced from 3 exons. The record is from RefSeq and is a predicted model, not a curated record. Bases 494 to 1474 code for a protein of 326 amino acids. Gene Ontology annotation, molecular function: oxidoreductase activity; zinc ion binding. NCBI's taxonomy places the organism in Eukaryota, Fungi, Ascomycota, Eurotiomycetes, Onygenales, Onygenaceae.